AUGGCAAUAAUUUAUGCAACGCGUAGGUUUUCGACUACUAGCAUUUCUGAAGAAACUAAACUCUCCCUUUUUACAAGGCUAAAAAGUGAAAUUAAAGAUGGAAUGAAAAGAAAAGAUCAAUUGAAAUUAAAUGUUGUUAGAGGAAUACUUAGUGAUAUUACAUAUGCAAGUAAAUCAACAUCGCAAACGACGACGGAUGGAGUUCCAACCGAUCAAGAAAUAUAUGCAACGAUAAAUCGAGCGAUAAAACGUCGACAAGAAUCAAUUUCACGAUUUUCUCAAGCUGGAAGGAACGAUUUAGUUGAAAAUGAACAAAGCGAAUUAAAUAUAUUAGUUUCUUAUCUACCAGAACAAAUGUCAGAAAAUGAAAUUGAAAUUGAAGUCAAGAAAUUCAUAAAAAAAUUUGAUAUUAGUGGUUUGAAAGGUUCAAAAGAUUUUAGUAGAAUAAUGAAAGAAAUUAAAAUUGAUAGUAGUAAAGCUCCGAGGAAACUUGUGGCUGACGCUGUAAAGAAAGUUUUAUCUGAUAUGAACAAAUAA
Rhizophagus irregularis DAOM 181602=DAOM 197198 is the source of this 537-nucleotide messenger RNA. RefSeq lists its product as uncharacterized. NCBI's taxonomy places the organism in Eukaryota, Fungi, Glomeromycota, Glomeromycetes, Glomerales, Glomeraceae. Gene Ontology annotation, molecular function: carbon-nitrogen ligase activity, with glutamine as amido-N-donor. Gene Ontology annotation, cellular component: mitochondrion. The record is from RefSeq and is a predicted model, not a curated record.